Messenger RNA from Anopheles maculipalpis, 1367 nucleotides. RefSeq names its product proton-coupled amino acid transporter-like protein CG1139. Gene Ontology annotation, cellular component: vacuolar membrane. The coding region runs from base 45 to 1367 and encodes 440 amino acids. Gene Ontology annotation, biological process: amino acid transmembrane transport. NCBI's taxonomy places the organism in Eukaryota, Metazoa, Arthropoda, Insecta, Diptera, Culicidae. The transcript has 7 exons. The record is from RefSeq and is a predicted model, not a curated record. Gene Ontology annotation, molecular function: amino acid transmembrane transporter activity.
CAUCGUGAUCGUUUCGUGAAGCAGCAUAGCACGCGGCGUGGGAAAUGGAACUGCAGAAGUCCGACAACGAGUCCAAUGGCUUCGCAGACAACGAAUACGACCCAUUCCGGCAUCGUCGCGUGAAGAAACCUAACUCUACCAAUGGCACGAUCAUUCACAUGCUCAAAGGAUCUCUCGGCACCGGUAUCCUGGCUAUGCCGUCCGCCUUCCGUAAUGGAGGGCUCGUGUUUGGAAUUAUUGGCACUACGCUUGUGGGACUAAUCUAUGCUCACUGUGUGUAUUUACUGGUAUCGACGUCUCAAAAAUCAUGCAAACGCACCCGUGUGCCUGUACUUGGGUUCUCUGAAACUGCUCAAAGCGUCUUUCGCCAUGGACCAAUCGCAACGCAACGUUUCGGAAAUGCUGCCAAAGCCUACAUCGAUUACUCUUUGCUGAUCGUGAGCUUCUUUUCCGUUUGCGUCUACUUGCUGUUUAUUGCAACAACACUGCGGGAUGUUGUAAACAGUGAGCUUGGCAUCAACUGGGACACACGCAUCUACAUCCUGCUGACGGCGCUUCCGCUGAUCUUCGUCACGCAGGUACGCGAUCUUCGGUAUUUGGUACCAUUUUCUGCUCUUGCCAACAUGCUGAUCUUGGUUACGUUCGGCAUCACGCUUUACUACAUCUUUCGCGAACCGAUAGACCUUUCCCAGCGGGAGCUGUUUCCGGAAAUUACCGCACUACCAUCGUUCUUCGGCACGGUCGUGUAUGCAGUGGAAGGGAUUGGAGUGGUAUUACCAGUUGAAAAUAAGAUGAAACAUCCGCAGCACUUUCUGGCCUGUCCGGGCGUUCUUAGCAUUGUGCUUAGCUUCAUCACCGUCCUGUACAACGUGACUGGAUUUUUCGGUUAUGUACGUUAUGGGCCUCAGACGCGAGCUUCGGUCACAUUGAAUCUCCCCAGUGAAGAGAAGCUUGCAUUAUCAACACAACUGCUCGCAGCACUCGCCAUCCUGUUCACCCUCGGCAUCUACUACUAUGUGCCGAUGGACAUCCUUUGGCGCAAGGUGAAACAUCGCUUUCCAGUAGAACGACACAACAUCGCACAAAUCGGAAUACGGUUUAGCAUUCUCAUUGCCAUGACUGGUCUAGCGCUAGGCGUACCGGAAUUGGAGCCAUUUAUCGGGCUGGUCGGAUCGAUUUGCUCCGCAACGCUCGGACUGCUGACACCAAUCGUACUGGAUACGGUAUUCCGUUGGUCAACUCCUGGUGCGUUUGGAGUGUUCCGGUGGCGACUGGUGAAGAACGCCAUACUUUUGGCGUUCGGAUUGUUCAUUCUCGUCGUUGGAACGUAUUUUAGCAUCAAGGAUAUAGUUGAUAUCUAUGGAUAG